UUUACCUGUUCCCUAAGGAUAACCAGCCUAUGGCUGCGAAAUGGAAGCUGGCAGGGUACACCAGUUGGCUGCAGUGAUUGAGGCUGUGUUGUGUUGCGUUUGCUUCUAAGUGUUGGGGAUUGGGGUGGGGAGAGGAAACAGGGGUCCAUCCGUCCCAGCUGAUGUCAGCAACCGAAGCAAACCUGAGCAUCAGACAGCCCACCAGAAGAAUCUUAUCAUGGCAGACAGGAUAAUGAAGGCAGCGAGAGAUCUUGUCUACUAGUGUGGAGUGAAAGCUUGGAUCAUGCGGUUGUCUUCUGCUGCAAGGCAUUCCUAGACAGGCCCAGAAAAUUGCAGAUUCUGAGCCUGGGCAAGAAGAGAGGGCUGAGGCUUGCACACAGGGCCUCCCUCCUCAGUACCCAUCCAGAGGCUGGGGCUCUUCCCUGGGCUCUGGGCUCGGCUGGCUCAGAAGCCUGGUGAGAUAUGUGUGAGCAGUAAUUUUUGGCUCUGGGAGAUGGUAGUCCCAUGGCCAUCGGCCCCUGCAGUGUCCUUGAAGCUGUAGUUCAGAAAUGGAUUUCUUGCUGCUUACAAUCCAGGCUGUUCAAGACUCACCCCGAGACCCUGGAGAAGUUUGACAAGUUCAAGAACCUGAAGUCGGAAGAUGAGAUGAAGGGUUCAGACGACCUGAAGAAGCAUGGCUGCACCGUGCUCACAGCCCUGGGCGGCAUCCUGAAGAAGAAGGGGCAGCACGCUUCGGAGAUCCAGCCCCUGGCCCAGUCACACGCCACCAAGCACAAGAUCCCUGUCAAGUACCUGGAGUUUAUCUCAGAAAUCAUCAUCCAGGUCCUGCAGAGCAAGCAUCCCGGGGACUUUGGAGCAGACGCUCAGGGCGCCAUGAGCAAGGCCCUGGAGCUUUUCCGGAAUGACAUCGCCGCCAAGUACAAGGAGCUGGGCUUCCAGGGCUAAGUCACCCGCUCCCACCGCCCAGCCCGCCCACUGGCACCCAGUGCCAUGUAGCAAGUAGAGUGUGCCAUGCCCUAGGUUAGCAGAGAGCAAAAGAGGGGAGCACAGUGUGGCAUCCAGUGACCCCACCCAGUCUCCUGGGGACAGGGCUCUGGGUGGCAUCACCCAGGAACCCAGAGGUGCAAAGUGGCCGCUGCUUCCUCAGCUAGGUUGGGUCGUGAUCAAUUCUCCUGUCACCUAAGUCCCAACUCACUUCCUCCUGGAAGUAAGGAAAAUCCUUCUUCCGCUGUCACAUGUGACCCCAAAUCUAACUCACUGACUACCCGACCCUGACCUUUGAAUGAGGUCGAGGGUUGCUUAGAGGAGUGGAGGGUGGAAAAGGGGUCAGCGAGCAUCAGAAGGUUCCGCUGCUCAGCUUCUGACCCGCCUUGUUUCAAUAAAAU
This is a messenger RNA of Meriones unguiculatus (Mongolian gerbil), 1385 nucleotides long. RefSeq names its product myoglobin (gene Mb). Gene Ontology annotation, molecular function: oxygen binding; heme binding. The coding region runs from base 505 to 945 and encodes 146 amino acids. The record is from RefSeq and is a predicted model, not a curated record. Gene Ontology annotation, biological process: oxygen transport. NCBI's taxonomy places the organism in Eukaryota, Metazoa, Chordata, Mammalia, Rodentia, Muridae. The transcript is spliced from 3 exons. Gene Ontology annotation, cellular component: extracellular exosome.